Molecule: messenger RNA, 3297 nt
Organism: Symphalangus syndactylus (siamang)
Lineage: Eukaryota; Metazoa; Chordata; Mammalia; Primates; Hylobatidae
Gene: CA12
Product: carbonic anhydrase 12
Cellular component (GO): plasma membrane
Molecular function (GO): zinc ion binding; carbonate dehydratase activity
Source: RefSeq, a predicted model, not a curated record
UCAAGGCUACAACUCACCUAGGAUCUGGGGCGCCAGCCCUCCGGUGGGCAGGGCGUUCUCCUCCCCCACCCCCUCCCCGCACGAUGACAUCAAGUGUUUGGGGUUGAGUUGCUCCAUAAAAGCUGCCCGGGGAAACCAGGAGAGCGAAGGGCGGACGUACUCGCCACGGCACCCGGGCUGCGCGCACUCGGUCCCGGUGUGCAGCUGGAGCGUGAGCGGCCACCGGGAGCCCCCGGGACAGCCCGCGCCCGCCCCGCAGGAGCCGGCGAAGAUGCCCCGGCGCAGCCUGCACGCGGCGGCCGUGAUCCUGCUGGUGAUCUUAAAGGAACAGCCUUCCAGCCCGGCCCCAGCGAACGGUUCCAAGUGGACUUAUUUUGGUCCUGAUGGGGAGAAUAGCUGGUCCAAGAAGUACCCGUCAUGUGGGGGCCUGCUGCAGUCCCCCAUAGACCUGCACAGCGACAUCCUCCAGUAUGAUGCCAGCCUCACGCCCCUCGAGUUCCAAGGCUAUAAUCUGUCUGCCAACAAGCAGUUUCUCCUGACCAACAAUGGCCAUUCAGUGAAGCUGAACCUGCCCUCGGACAUGCACAUCCAGGGCCUCCAGUCUCGCUACAGUGCCACGCAGCUGCACCUGCACUGGGGGAACCCGAAUGACCCGCAUGGCUCCGAGCACACCAUCAGUGGACAGCACUUCGCCGCCGAGCUGCACAUUGUCCAUUAUAACUCAGACCUUUAUCCUGACGCCAGCACUGCCAGCAACAAGUCAGAAGGCCUUGCUGUCCUGGCUGUUCUCAUUGAGAUGGGCUCCUUCAAUCCGUCCUAUGACAAGAUCUUCAGUCACCUUCAACAUGUAAAGUACAAAGGCCAGGAAGCAUUCAUCCUGGGAUUCAACAUUGAAGAGCUGCUUCCGGAGAGGACCGCCGAAUAUUACCGCUACCGGGGGUCCCUGACCACACCCCCUUGCAACCCCACUGUGCUCUGGACAGUUUUCCGAAACCCUGUGCAAAUUUCCCAGGAGCAGCUGCUGGCUUUGGAGACAGCCCUGUACUGCACACACAUGGAUGACCCUUCCCCCAGAGAAAUGAUCAACAACUUCCGUCAGGUCCAGAAGUUCGAUGAGAGGCUGGUAUACACCUCCUUCUCCCAAGGCAUCAUCCUCUCACUGGCCCUGGCUGGCGUUCUUGGCAUCUGUAUUGUGGUGGCGGGGUCCAUUUGGCUUUUCAGAAGGAAGAGUGUCAAAAAAGGUGAUGACAAGGGAGUCAUUUACAAGCCAGCCACCAAGAUGGAGACUGAGGCCCAUGCUUGAGGUCCCCGGAGCUCCCGGGCACAUCCAGGAAGGACCUUGCUUUGGACCCUACACACUUCGGCUCUCUGGACAGUUGCGACACCUCAAGGUGUUCUCUGUAGCUCAAUCUGCAAACAUGCCAGGCCUCAGGGAUCCUCUGCUAGGUGCCUCCUUGUCUUGAGACCAUGGCCACCCCAGAGCCAUCCGAUCCAUGGAUGGGAUGCACUCUCAGACCAAGCAGCAGGAACUCUAAGCUGCUUGCUGUAUCUGUGUGAGAUUGUGAAGUGGUCUGAAUUCUGGGAUCAGAAACCAAGCCAUGCUGGUGGGCCAUUAAUGGUUGGAAAACACUUUCAUCCAGGGCUUUGCCAGAGCAUGCUUUCAACUGUCCUGGAAAUUCUGCUGCUUCUCCAAGCUUUCAGACAAGAAUGUGCACUCUCUGCUUAGGUUUUGCUUGGGAAACUCAACUUCUUUCCUCUGGAGACGGGGCAUCUCCCUCUGAUUUCCUUCUGCUAUGACAAAACCUUUAAUCUGCACCUUACAACUUGGGGACAAAUGGGGACAGGAAGGAUCAAGUUGUAGAGAGAAAAAGAAAAGAGAUAUACAUUGUGAUAUAUAGGGACACUUUCACAGUCCUGUCCUUUGGAUCACAGACACUGCACAGACCUUAGGGAAUGGCAGGUUCAAGUUCCACUUCUUGGUGGGGAUGAGAAGGGAGAGAGAGCUAGAGGGACAGAGAGAAUGAGAAGACAUGGAUGAUCUGGGAGAGUCUCACUUUGGAAUCAGAAUUAGAAUCACAUUCUGUUUAUCAAGCCAUAACGUAAGGACAGAACAAUACAAUAUUAAGUCCAAAUCCAAACUCCUGUCAGUGGAGCAGUUAUGUUUUAUACUCCACAGAUUUUUACAAAUGAGGCUGUUCCUUGAAAAUGUGUUGUUGCUGUGUCCUGGAGGAGGUGUGAGUUCUGAGAUGACCCAAUCUACCUUUGAAUCUGGAGGAAAUAGGCAGAAACAAAAUGACUGUAGAACUUCAUCUCUUUCGGCCAAAUUUCAUUUCAGCCACUUCUGCAGGAUCCCUACUGCCAACCUGGAAUGGGGACUUACCUACUUCUCUCUCUCUCUGAGGAUGUCAAAUUGUGGUUUAGAUCAAAUAUAUUUCAAGCUAUAAAAGCAGGAGGUUAUCUGUGCAGGGGCUGGCAUCAUGUAUUUUAGGGCCAGUAAUAAUGGAACGCUGCUAAGAUACUCCAUAUUCUUCCCUGAGUCACACAGUUUCUGACAGGCGCAACUCCUCCAUUUUCCUCCCGCAGGUUGAGAACCCCGUGGAGAUGAGUCAGUGCCAUGAAUGAGAAGGAACCGACCCCUAGUUGAGAGCACCUUGCAGUUCCCCGAGAACUUUCUGAUUCACAAUCUCAUUUUGACAGCAUGAAAUGUCCUCUUGAAGCAUAGCUUUUAAAUAUCUUUUUCCUUUUACUCCUCCCUCUGACUCUAAGAAUUCUCUCUUCUGGAAUCACUUGAACCCAGGAGGCAGAGGUUGCAGUGAGCCAAGGUCACGCCACUGCACUCCAGCCUGGGUGACAGAGCGAGACUCCAUCUCAAAAAAAAAAAAAAAAAAAAAAAUUCUUCUGUACCAUCACAACUUUUCACAAUGAUGGCAAGCCUUAUGUCUUGGGAGCCUGUUUUGCUAGGCAAAGUUGCAAGUGACCUAAUGGGGGCUCAGAUGUGUGUGUGUCUCUCUGUGUGUUUGUGUGUGUGUGUGCACUCAAGACCUCUAACAGCCUCGAAGCCUGGGGUGGCAUCCCGGCCUUGCCAUUAGCAUGACUCAUGCAUCAUCAGAUGACAAGGACAACCCUCAUGACGAAGCAACAUGAAUUAGGGGGCCUCUUGGCCUUGGUCCAAAAUUGUCAAUCAGAAAUGAACAUAAAGGGCUUCAGAGCAGUGGGACAGUCUGUCAAAAGACUAUAUCUUUUGUGGAUGAGUUUUGUGAGAGAACAGAGAGACCAUUGUACCUGGCACAAGGGCUG